Molecule: messenger RNA, 915 nt
Organism: Tauraco erythrolophus (red-crested turaco)
Lineage: Eukaryota; Metazoa; Chordata; Aves; Musophagiformes; Musophagidae
Gene: IBSP
Product: integrin binding sialoprotein
Biological process (GO): extracellular matrix organization; cell adhesion; ossification
Cellular component (GO): extracellular region
Source: RefSeq, a predicted model, not a curated record
AUGAGGAGUGCCCUGCUCUUCGCCUGCCUGCUGGGGAUGGCCUGCGCCUUCUCGGUCAAGAGCUGGCUGCGGCGAGCCAAAUCAGAUGACUCAGAAGAAAACGCGGUGUUCAAGAACAGGCACCGGUAUUACCUGUACAGAUAUGUCUACAUGCAUCCCCCGCAGAGACGGUACCAGGGCAGUGACUCAUCAGAGGAAGAAGGGGACGGCUCUGAGGAGGAGGAGGAAGGGGGGGAGCCAUCCCAUGCUGGCACCCAGGCAGUUGGCCACCCUGCUGGAACAGCUCCUGGAGACAGCCAGGGCGGACUGGGAGGAGACAUCGCAUCCCCCCAGCAGGGCAAGGGCUGCCAAGGGCCCCUGAAGGGUGACAGAAACGGUGCUGCCGGCAAAGGGGGUGACUCUGAAAAUGAAGACAGUGAUGAGAAUGAGGAAGAGGAAGAGGAGGAGGAAGAAGAGGUAGCCGAGAACGAGAAUGGCGUCAACGGCACAAGCACCAACACCACCGAGGGGGCAGACGGACCUCACGGCAAUGGCACUGUGGCAGCUGAGGAGGGCACCGGUGCAGCUGAGGAGGAGGAGGAAGAGGAAGAAGAAGAAGAAGAGGAGGAGGAGGAGGAGGAAGAGGAGGAGGAAACUGAAGCGACCACUGUCGCCAGCACCACUGGUGAAGAGGGUCUGUCCCAGGCGACCACCAUAGGAGAUGGAGGUCCCACGGACGCCACCACAGCUGCGGAGCAGUGGGAGUAUGAGGUGACAGCCAGGGGCCACGGCGAUGAAGGCACCACCGAUGGCAGCUAUGGGGAGCAGGACGAGUAUGCCCGUGGGGACAGCUACCGGGCCUACGAGGACGAGUACAGCUACUACAAGGGACACGGCUACGACGUGUAUGGCCAGGAUUACUACUACAGCCAGUGA